CGUCACAUGACGCUUGGCUGGUGCUAGGCUGUGGCUGUGCGAGUGGAGGGGCAGCAGCCAGACCCACAGGGUGUCUAGACUGGCGGUGCAAAGGGACAUUGCAGACGGGAGGGGGCGUGGCCGUGGCCUCUGGCGGCGCUGAUUUGCCGGCGGUGGGCGCGGUCAAAUAGCACCAGACUAUAAAUCGUUGGGCGGGAGGGGGCGCAGAGACGCGACAGCCCAAACCCGAGGCAGGUGUAGGACGGGUGCCGCGUAGCAGCGCUGAGUUGCGCGUUCUCAGCCCGGCGGAGCUAUGUCUGAUCCAGCUCAACAAUCUGCUCUUGGGGCCCCAGAAGGGGGUGCUCUUGGUGGGGGUCCCCCUGGGCCUUCCCCCAACUUGACUAGUAACCUUCGGCUGCAGCAGUCCCAGGCCCAGAUGGAGGAGGUGGUGAGCAUAAUGAGUGUGAAUGUGGAGAAAGUGCUGGAUCGAGACAUAAGGCUGACCGAGAUGGAUGGCAAGGCAGAGGCACUUGAGGCUGGUGCCUCAGUGUUUAAAACUAGUGCAGGAAAGCUAAAGAGGAAGUACUGGUGGAAGAACUGUAAGAUGAUGAUCAUGCUUGGAGUGAUCUGUGCCAUUGUGAUGGUGGCGAUUGUACUUUACUUCUGUACUUGAGAAUGUGGCCCCUCAGUCUGCAGUCCACCUUCCCCUCUUCCUGUCUCCUUCCUUGCCCAUGCUCCCCGCUCCAUGUGGCUGCUUCAUCUUCAGUUCUUUAGCUGGUUUUGUUUGUCUUCUGUGUAAGAUUCUGAAGCAACUCUCCUGGACCUAGGUUUAACCUCUUCAAAACCUGCUGCAGCCCCAGGGAGGGCCAGCUCAGUUAAGGGGGAAGGGAAGAUGUUGCUCCCAUUCUUAUGUUUGAGGGUUUUUUUUAAGUCUGAAUUUGAGUGAGGCAUGGCUUAAAUGUCACCUUCAUCACAGCUGUACCUAAAGGGUGUACUUCAGCAAUGUGAGUUUUCUCAAAGCAGUUCCCUGGCUGUGAUGAGCAUAGAGAGCAGGAGGACGACUCCAAUAUGAAAUUGAUUAGAGUAGUGCCUCAACUCAGAGGAGAGCAUCUGGCCUCAGCUCUUAUGGAGUUUCCCUUUAACUGCUGAAGUCUAAACUAGUAUAUGCUGGUCACUUAGCCUUCAGCUCCCCACAAAUAGUGAUGGGUUGUGCCUUGCUCAUGAUGUGGCAGCUCUCGGCAUUAUAGGAAUGCAAGAGGAAGGGUUGGUGAUCCUUUUGCCUACACUGCAAGGACAACAGCAGUGGUUAUGUUGGGGGCUGGUAUUCCUGUAACUGGUACAGACUUGUCAGGAUGUCACCCUGGUUAGCUACUGGCAUGCCCCUUACUCUGAGGAAGUCCAGGGCAUGGAGGGAACAGGACUGGUAGAGGGAGUGAGGGAAUUCUGGAUUUUUCUUGCUUCAUCAAGCUGUGUGCCUCUUUCUGUUGUGUGAAGGGAGACAUGGGUUGGGGGGGUCCCAGGUGUGGGGUGUCUCUGUUGCUUAAAUAGUCAGCUGGGUAACUGCAUCCUGUGUGUAUUUCUGGGCAAGUCCCCAUCUUCUGCUUUGUUCUUUCUCCAAGGCUUCAGUCUCUCAAGCAGUGACAAAAAAAUGGUAGUAAAGUAGAGUUCUGCUCUGAGAAAGAGUUCGACAUUUUUCCAAAGCUCUGUAUUAGGCAACUCUUGGAUCUCAGCAAAUCUGCCUGGUUCACAAGAUUAAAACUUUUUCUGUUAAUGCUACAAACUUUAGUUUAGACUUUUGAGUCCAGACUGAACUCUCUCCAAGGUUUAUCUAGUCCAGCUCUGGGGAGUUGAGCGCAUGAAACGGUAUAACCUUCUGUGGGUAAGUCACUUCUCUUGUGCCUCCAUUUUCCCAUCUGUGAAAAGAGCUACACUGCUCCUCUGAGUCCUUGAAGUGUUGUGGUGAAUUCUGUGGAUGAAAUGAGCUGCACAGUUUGUGUGUAAAUCCCUACAGAACCUCUUGUGAGUAGUUUGUUCUCAAACAGAACCACUGAGGGAAGAGUGUAGGGAGAGGGAGCAAUGCUCCCUGUAUUCUGCACCGAAAGGCUUCCUCAAUUCAGGGAGCCCUGGCUAUGAAUUAGAAUGCACUGGGACUUGUGAGCAGGGGCCAAUGAUGCUGGGAAGAGGGUUGCCAUCUGUGGGGGUUCAUGAGUGUAAGGUAGAUGGAAUGCCGGUAAAGGAAGAAAAGACUCUGUUGCAAUAGGAUAUUCUGGGAAGGGUAUGGGUUUUGCUUGCUCACCUCCAUGAACCAGCAUUUCAUUUACACCGAGUCCCUGUAAUUGCCCAUCCCUCCCCAUCUUGAGGAAGGCAAAACUGAAGAUCUGGAGUGAAGUGGUCCUUGUUGUCUGAGUGCUUCCUACUAUCCUCUGUCGAAUUGAGCUGUGGAGAUGGAUGGACAGAAGUACAUCUGCCGAAGAGGAGCUAGGGCCUGAUUGUGCUGAUGCCAUAACUUGGGAGGAGGGCAAGCAAGAUGAUGCAGGGCUCCCAAGCCAGCAGGUAUUGCUCAAACUUUCCUGGACAAGCCCUCCCCCAUCCCUCUUGUUCCUCUGGCGCUGAGGCCUCUGGGCUGUUUCUUCCAUUUAUCUUUCUGUUGGGUUUUUUAUGCCCCUCUUUCUGGUUCAUGUGGGGGCAAAAAAUAUUCCCCCGUCCCUGUUGUUCCGAGCCCAAAGCAAGGAACUUCCUUCCCUGUCCAUAUGGCUUCAGUGGGUGUUUCACAUGUGUGGUGUGACUUUUCUCUAUAAACGCAACUGUAACCUUCUCCUUGGGCAUAUAUAGCACCCAGCUCAUGUACUUUGAACUCUCUGCUAAUAAACACAGUUCUACUCCCUUGC
Molecule: messenger RNA, 2867 nt
Organism: Gopherus flavomarginatus (Mexican gopher tortoise)
Lineage: Eukaryota; Metazoa; Chordata; Testudines; Testudinidae
Gene: VAMP1
Product: vesicle associated membrane protein 1
Exons: 5
Coding region: 293-652 (119 amino acids)
Biological process (GO): vesicle fusion; vesicle-mediated transport; SNARE complex assembly
Cellular component (GO): SNARE complex; plasma membrane
Molecular function (GO): SNAP receptor activity; syntaxin binding
Source: RefSeq, a predicted model, not a curated record